CUGGUUGCCCUGGGCGACGGGAAGACGCAGUCCCGCAAAUUGCAUUCCUGGCAAAUUCCUAGCACCUGCUAGUGGUCGAAGGCGCCAGUGAGCUAUGUCGGAGAUCCUGUGCCAUUGGCUCAACCGGGAUUUGAAGGUGUCCCGGACAGUGAGUCCCAAGUCAUUUGCAAAGGCAUUUUCAAAUGGCUAUCUAAUUGGAGAAGUUCUGUACAAGUUUGAACUUCAGAGUGAUUUUUCAGAAUUUUCAGAGAGCAGGGGUUCAACUGCCAAACUUAAUAAUUUCUCCCGCUUGGAGCCGACACUUCACCUACUGGGUGUGCAGUUUGAUCAGAAUGUGGCCCAAAGCAUCAUCACAGAGAAGCCAGGGGCAGCAACGAAACUUCUCUAUCAGUUGUACAUUGCUCUUCAGAAAAAGAAGAAAACCGGGCUGACUGGAUUAGAAAUACAAACCAUGCAACCCCAGACAAACAUAAGGCUUCAGGAACUCAGAAGUGAGGCUUUUCGAGAGAGACUUAAAAACCUGAUCCCACGCCAAACUGAUUUCAAUCUGAUGCGGGUCACAUGCAGGUUUCAAGAAAAAUGUAAACAAAUGAAAGAAGAUCUUGCCCGAAUGAAUAUUGAGAAGUUUGAAAAAUUUCAAAAACUCGAGGAAGAGCAAAGACACUUUAAUAUCGAAAAGCAACGCUUAAACAGAAGACGACAAAAUGAGAUAAUGGCCAAAAUCCAAGCAGCCAUUAUACAGAUCCCUAAGCCUGAAUCCAAUCGUACUUUGAAAGCUCUUGAGGCUCAAAAACUGAUGAAAAAGAAAAAAGAGGCAGAGGACGUGGCCAAUGAGAUUAAGAAAUUUGAAGCCCUAAUAAAAAAGGAUCUCCAAGCCAAAGAAAGUGCGUCCAAGACUUCUUUAGAAACAACAGACCAGACAACUACUGAUUUGUUAAACACUUACUCAGAUGAUGACUACAUUAAAAAGAUCCAGAAACGCCUAGAAGAAGAUGCAUUUGCGCGUGAGCAAAGGGAGAAAAGACGGCGGAGGUUGUUGAUGGACCAGUUAAUCGCCCAUGAAGCACAGGAGGAGGCCUAUCGGGAAGAGCAGCUGAUUCACCGGCUGAUGCGUCAGUCCCAGCAGGAGCGCAGGAUCGCGGUGCAGCUCAUGCACGUUCGGCACGAAAAGGAAGUGUUGUGGCAAAAUAGAAUCUUCAGAGAGAAACAAUACGAAGAAAGACGACUUAAGGAUUUCCAGGAUGCUCUUGAUCGAGAAGCGGCUCUUGCCAAACAAGCCAAGAUUGAUUUCGCAGAACAAACCUUCAGGGAGAAGGAAAUGCAUGAAAGGAUGGCUGCGGAAAGAGCUCAAGCGCGCUUUGAGAAGCAUUAUGGGAUAUGUGCAGAAAUUUUGGAUCAAAUACUUGAUUUGUGCACUAAAGUGGCAGACUAUCGGUUGCUGACAAAUAAUAAUCUCAUUCCACAUAAGAUAAUGCAUGAUUGGAAAGAACUGUUUUUCAGCGGAAAGCCCAUCUAUGAACAGGCUUCUCUUAAACACGGGGCUGCAGAGGCCACCGGGGAAUACCUUAUAGAGCUGGAGAAAAGGAACUUGCUUGACAGAAACGAUUAUGAAGACUAUAAGAACAUGGUUGGAGAGUGGGCCUUACCAGAAGACAUGGCUAACAGUUCACCACCCUCCAACAAUUACAUAUUGGGACAUGUGCUUCAGAGAUUAAUUGAAAAAUCUAUCCCCUCUCAAGAUGCUGCAGCAGAAACUGAAUUACCUUCAUAUGCUGUGAAGGGAUGCUUGCUGGGGAAAACCCUCAGUGGAAAAACUACUGUUCUAAAGGCUCUACAAGAAGACUUUUCUAUUCAGGUACUUUCUAUUGAUACUCUUGUCCUGGAAGCUAUCCGGGCAUUUCAUGACAAUGAACAAGCCAGUGGGAUAAAACCAGUUCGGAAAGAACACAAAGGAGAUCCUCUAUCAGGCGUGAAAGAAAUUAGCAGAAGACAGGUGCAAGAUUCGUUAUCAGUUCCUCCAGCUUCAGGGACAGAGAUAACCCUAAAAGAAGGUGUCAGGAGCAGUGAAGCUGAAGGUGUCAAACCAAGUGACAGUUUUUUAAGUCUCACUGUGCGAGCUCAACUUGGUGCAAAGUCAGAACAAUUGCUUAAAAAAGGACGGAGCAUCCCAGACAUACUGCUGGUUAACAUCUUGGUAAAUGCUAUCAAGAAUAUGCCCGUGAAUCAAAGCUGGGUUCUUGAUGGGUUUCCAAUGACAUUAAACCAAGCUCAGCUUCUGGAAGAAGCAUUGACAGGCUACAAAAAAAAAUGCAAAGAGGCCAAGAAAAAGAAAGCCCAGAUGCCCACCCUGGCCUUGGGCCCUACCCCUUCCAAAGAAGCCACUCCGCUCCCAUCUGCAUUCGACUUUGUCAUAUUACUAGAUAUUUCAGAUAAUACAUCACUGGAUCGCAUGAAUGAUAUCAUAGCCAAGGAAAUCUCACAUGAAAUUUCUCAUGAGAACACUGGUCAUCGUGGAGCUUCUACAAGCCACGAUAAGAGUGCGGACCGGAACUUAAGAGACCAGAUACACCAUAGAAUUGUUGGCUUCUCGGACAAUUGGUCAUUGUUGGAAGAGUGGUUUACAGAGCCACAGAAUAUUUUGACAAGAGUAAAUGCUGAAAUAGAUGAAGGGGCUUUAUGCCAGAAAGUAAAAGAAAUUUUUUCUACUGAAAUAGUAAAUAAAAAGGUCAAAGUUGAAAAGAAAUUAGAAGAAAAAGAAACUGAUAAAAAGGCGGCAUCUGCUGAGGCUCCUCCUACUACUUCUCCCCUUUCUCCUGAAGCAGAAAAAGACAAGGAGAGUCAUCUUCACCGUGAGAUGUCGAAAAUUUCUCCUGGAAAGGGAAGAACAUCAUCAGAAAUCCAGCAUGGUAAGCAAGACUCUCAGCAUGAAGUGAAAGGAAAGAAAGUUUCUCCUAAAGGAAAACCACAAGGAGGAAAAGCACCAGCAAAGAAAUCACCUGGUGGCUCUGCAGACACAUCACCCACACCAACAGCACCAGGACCACCUAAGCCAGGAUCAGAAGAGUGGAUCUACGUGAAUGAGCCUAUACCCGAGGAACUGCCUUCCUUUUUAGUACCUUACUGGGAACUGAUAGAGAAAUCCUACAUAAACCACAUCAAAACCGUACUUCGGUAUCUUAGAGAAAGCCAACACACUAUGCUUUCUUAUUUAUAUGAAACUAGAACAAGUUUCAAGGAGUUUCUAAGGCGUCCAGAUCACAAGCAAGAUUUUGUAUCUCAGUGGCAGACUGAUUUCAACUCUGUUCCUGAAGACCUGUGGGAAGAUGAGGAGACCAAGGCUGAACUACACCAAAGAGUGAAUGAUCUACGAGACCGCCUGUGGGACAUCUGUGAUGCCAGGAAGGAAGAGGCAGAGCAAGAGAGGCUUGAUAUCAUUAAUGAGAGCUGGCUGCAGGACUCUGUCGGAAUAACAAUGAAUCACUUCUUUUCCCUGAUGCAGGCGGAAGUGAACCGUUUCCAGGAUACCAAAAGACUCCUCCAAGAUUAUUACAGAGCAAUGGAAUCCAAAAUCCCACUAGAAGACAAUAAGAAGUUUACUCGGGUCCCAUUGAUUCAGCUCGAUAGUAAAGACAUUUCCGAAAACCAGCUUAGAAUUCCUCUAGUUCCUCGAAUAUCCACUUCUCCCGAAAAUGUUACCAUCAAACCAAAGGUGAAAGCAUUGCUGAAGGGCAAGAUUGAUCCAUCACUAGAAGGUUUGGAAGCUAACUUUGAGGUAGAUGAGAAGAUCGUAAUAGACACCUGGCAGCAGGCUUCUGUGGCCAUCUCCCACAUGGUGGCUGCUGAAAUCCAUCAAAGACACAUAGAAGAAGAAAAAGAAACGCCUCCAGUGGAUUCCAAAGAAAAGUCUCCUCAGUCAGGUACAAAUAAAAAAGCCAAGAAGGAGAAGGAGGCACCCAAGAAGAAAAAGGCAGAAAAGAAAGGAAAAGGUAAAUCAUCACCCGUGGCAGAAGUCAGUCCUAUCACGAUAUCGCCUGAAGAGCUAGCCGAAAUCGAAAGGAAGAAUGAACUGAAGCUCAAGAUUAAGGAAGAGCAUCUGGCUGCCCUGCAUUUGGAAGAAGUAGCCACACAAUUUCGUCUGGAACUAAUAAAGACAAAAGCUUUGGCCGUCCUUGAAGAGUUAGUGACAAAGGUGGUUGAUGUCUACAAGUUCAUGGAAAAGUGGCUUGGCCAGAGGUAUUUAAAUGAAAUGGCCAGUAUAGAGAAAUUGACUGAAGUAGCUCGCUACUACAUUGAAACAGCUACAAAAAUUCAAAAUGAGAUUUAUUUAGGCCAAGAAGAGUUCUACAUCAAUGGAGACAUAAAAGUCUUCCCAGAUGCUAUCCCACCAACCCGCCCUCCACCAAUAGAAAAGGAAGAAAAUGGGACCCUGACAAUCGAACAGCUGGACAAUCUCCGAGAUCAGUUCUUAGAUAUGGCACCUAAAGGCAAAGACUCUCCAGAUGCUGUGAUUCCAGGCACCAAAAAGCAGAAAAAGUCACGAAAACUUGACUACUACCUACCAGAAAGAAAUCAUCAGUUUUUGAAAAUUUGGCUAAAAAAAUACCCCUGGCUUGUAUAUGAUGAGCUAUUAAACCUUAUGUUCUGUGCCCUGUGUCGUAAGCAUGGAGUAAAGUCGGGGGGAAGUCAAGUGAGUUUUUUUUAUGGCACGGACAACUUCAAGGCUGAAUUUCUCAGUGCACAUCACCUCAGUGAAGCCCAUGCCAAGGCAUCCCUGAUGGAAGCAACAAGUGGUUCUCCAGUGAACAGAGCUGCCACUGAGCUGAUGGUAAGGACCAUGAGCAAAGUGACUCUUGGGAGAGUAGAGAACUUAUUUAGAUCAUGCCAUGCUCUAGCAAAGACCGGACGUCCCCUCAAAGACUUUAUUUGGAUGUGUAAGUUGGAUGAUAUGAAGGGUGUUGAUAUAGGCCCAGUCUUCAGAACUAAUAAGUCAGCAAGAACAUUUACAUAUUUCAUUGCCGAAGUAGAAAGAAAAAAUCUAAGAGAAAAGCUAGAAAAAAGUAAAUUUUUCUCUGUCAUCACUGAUGGAAUUGUAGACAGUUUUACUGAGGAAGUCACAAUGGUCUAUGUUCAAUUUGCACAUUCAGGAAAAGUGCAAUGUCAGAUUGUUGGGGUACAGUCAGUAGAACAGAAGGACCCUUUGACAAUGAAAACUGUUAUCGAGAAAACUCUAGAGACGAAUCUUCAACUUAGGCUGUCAAGUCAAGACUGGGCGAAGAAGUUGGUUGGUUUUGGAAGCGAUCAUUCCCCUGGAAUAGAGGGAGAGAACAGAGUGGCCCUGCUUUUGAGAAAAAUACAGCCAUGUGUGCAAAGUGUGUAUUGCUUUGCACAUCACCUAGAACUGUCUUACAAAGCUAUGUUCCAGAGUAUCCCUCUGUUCAACAGCCUCGAGGAACUCCUUACCAAUAUUUACCACUUCUAUCACCACUCUCCUCUCCUGAAGAAUUCUCUGAUAACUGCCUUCAGAGGCCUCCACCUUCGACCUGUGAUGCCUUCUCAAAUAGGAGGCAGACCGUGGCUUUAUGGACUGCAGGCUGCCCUCCAGAACUUUCUAAAAGGUUACCCAGCAAUUGUUCAGCAACUGCAUUCAGCACAAAAAGGCAAAAAUGAUACCAAUCAACAGAAAGCUAAUGAACUUCUAGAUCUUGUUCUCCAAGCUGAUAUCAUCAAAUUUGCUCAUUUCUUGAUGGACAUCAUUAGUGUCCUUAGUGUUCUGUCCCGUGCCAGUCAGAACAGAAAUUCUUCAAUUGCAGAUGUAUUUGCUACCUUGGAGUCAACACUGGAAUUGCUCCAGAUAUAUCAAUCAAGACCAGGGCCAAAAGAACGAAGGGUGGAUUCAGCCACACACUUUCAUGGUAACUGCCUCAAGGGGAAAGAAAACAUUUCUACUGUGAGAAAGGUGGUUUUAGCACAUCUUAUCAAGAGGCUGCAAGACUGCUUCAGAGAUGCCAGCCUAGAUGUGGUGAGAGCAACCAUGAUUGGAAGCUUUAAACUAUGGCCCACAAAGAUAAAUCCAGAAUUUGGAGAAAAAGAGAUAUCCAUCCUGAUUUCACAUUAUGAACCAGUUCUAGAAGCUGCCAAUGUGAAAACUGAUGAAGUAGACACAGAAUGGAGCAUGUUAAAAUUAGAAAUAUAUACCAGAUUUCAGAACAUUCGGAAGCUGACCUGGGAUUUUGUAAACUCCAUUUACUCACAUAAGUAUCCAAAUAUCCUAACACUUGUUGACUUAGUUCUGGCCCUCCCUGCAAGUUCAGCAGAACCAGAACGCGGAUGUAGUCAGAUGAAACGCUCCCACUCAUGCAUGGAUGAGAAAAUCAAGGCUGAAAGCUUGACAGACAUCCUAAUCAUCCAGCUGAACUCUCCAGACAUCAGCAGCUUUGACCCUAGGAAAGCUAUACAUUUAUGGACUACAAGAACACAAUCAUCAGUUGCCCAUAUGGGACCCAAUCUGGACAGCUCAUCAAACUCAGAAAGCCAAGAUGAAAGUGAUGAGUGAUGGGACUUAUGUUGACUUUGUUACUGAUCACAGCAAAAACAAAUAAAUAACUUCCAAAAAAUUUAAAGCAAAGUAACAGUCAGUCUUUACCUCAGACACAAAAGACACUUGAUAUUUUCUAAAUAUACAGAGGUACAAAGAAAAAAAUCAAGACUUGUUUUUCUAUAACUUUCUGACUUUGCUUCUGUGUUGGAAUGGUUUUUGUUUCAAUUCUUUGGUGAAGGCUGAUACUUCUAAGCACUAUUUCAAUAUUAUCUUUCUGAGCAUUUUCUCUAAGGGUGAGCAGUCUGAUGAUCUUAGUUAUCUCAGACUUGCCAUACAACUGACUCUUGUUCCUAGAUAGUUCUAAACUCUAAUUGCAGUGAGUAACUAACCGGGCCAAACUGAUAGAAUUUUUAAAAAAUUUAUCUCCAAACAAAUUUUGUCAUUGAAACUCUUAUCAACGGUAUGUGAAAGUAUCAUAUGCCUAAAUGCCUUGGACAGCUCAGUAAGAAGGUUAAAUGUUAAAGUGAUUUUCACAUUUGACACUAAGAUCUCCAGAUAAACAAUUCCUAUGUAAACUGAAAAUAUCAUUUUGCAACAUUUGUUUCCUAAUGUUGACAUUAGAACAUAUUGUAUAAUUACCAGAAUUUUAAGUGCUUUGAUUCUCUUUGCAGUUUUAAUAGAUUUUAUUUGUGGUUCUAACAUCUUAAAGGACAUGGCUAAUUUAUUUAUAUAAUCUGAAACUCGUGGCAUCAUAUAAACUUUUAUUUCCAGGGAAAUUUUUUACCCAGGAAAAUGUUCUCAUGACUAAUAUUAGAUGUUUCAGUGAAACUAAAAUAAUAUAAAAAUCAUCUCAGAAUUGCUUGCGAAUGGUUAAUUAUAUCAAAAGACUGAGAGUGAACUCUCGACAUUCAUCAUAUUACCUUACAGAUCUUGGAGUUGUACAUGUGGUUAGAAUCAUUGACAUUUUAAAGGGAUAACUGCAUUUCCCUAGAGGUUAGAAGAAACAGUGAGGUUCAAGUGGACUUACAGAUAUUAUGAAAACUCAGAUGUAAAAGGAAACAUUAGAAUGCUAUGUCUAAUUCACCUUUGUUAUUUCUGAAAAAAGAACAGCUCUAUACAGUGUACCUGCCAAAUACCUGGAUAUAUGUAACUGAUCUCUCAUAAUUCUAGAAGGUACCUUUGCUCUGUGUGUUAGCUAAACGUAUUUGUUGUUGUUUAAGUUUAUUUAUUUUGCUUCUCUAUUUCUAGUGCAUGUGCAUGCAACUUGGAAUAAGAAUCUAAGGAGCUGUGUCUUGUAGAUAUGCUAACAUAGAUUAGUGCACAAGAGCAAGGCAGUUGGAUGUUUAGUGGUAUUUUAUGUUUAUUUAGAACCUGCAAUCUCAUUGAAUUCAAUUCAAUAGCCAUCUAAAUCCCCCUGCAGUUACAAAAGCAAGCAAUUGCUAACUGGAGGACAGACAGGGAGAUGGGUGCUACCUUCCUUUUGAUUGUCAUCUUGUUUGUAUGUGUUCAAAAUAUGAAAUGUUUUAUCUCUGUGUUUUACUGGGUAUAGCAAAAUUUAGCAUGUCUUUUAAAAAUUCAACCCACUUGAAACAAAAUAUCAAAGAAGAUUUUAAUUUCAGAAUUAUGCAAUUUCAAUAUUUUCUCAAUCAGGAAUGUCUUUUUGUUUGUUGGUUUUGUUUUUGUUUUUUUGUUUUUUGUUUUUUUUUUUUUCUGGACCAAAGAGGACUCUUUGGAGAGGUAACAAGAACAUCAGAGUUUUGCUUUUGUUUUUUAAUGUUUUUAAAGUAACUUCUUUCUAAAGUAAUGAUUGCAGUGCUAAAUAAUUAAGAAAGUCAAUAAAUAAUUGUUUCCUUGUGUUGUAGGCAUCAUAGGAAAUAAAGCAUUCACUGACAUUCUGUUUGAUUUGGUGACCCUGAACUUUGGAACCAACAACUUUCCUAGU
This is a messenger RNA of Peromyscus californicus insignis, 8480 nucleotides long. RefSeq names its product sperm flagellar 2 (gene Spef2). The transcript is spliced from 35 exons. The record is from RefSeq and is a predicted model, not a curated record. Gene Ontology annotation, biological process: sperm axoneme assembly. Gene Ontology annotation, cellular component: sperm midpiece; manchette. The coding region runs from base 95 to 6553 and encodes 2152 amino acids. Gene Ontology annotation, molecular function: protein dimerization activity. NCBI's taxonomy places the organism in Eukaryota, Metazoa, Chordata, Mammalia, Rodentia, Cricetidae.